Molecule: messenger RNA, 1888 nt
Organism: Paramuricea clavata
Lineage: Eukaryota; Metazoa; Cnidaria; Anthozoa; Malacalcyonacea; Plexauridae
Source: the annotation of a GenBank genome assembly
AUGGCGGAACUCUCAAGGAUUUAUGUUAAUAUUUAUGUAUUGCACUUCCGUAAGUUCACUCUGUAUUAAUUUUAAACAAUGAGUGAAACUUGUAGUAUAUGCAAAUAUGUGGAACGGCCAACGUAUCAUCACUGCAAUGUAUGUAACAAUCCAGUGCAUAAUAUUUUGUGCACGACACUUCUGUCCGAUAAUGAAUGUGAUACAAGAAUUUGUAACACGUGCUCAUGAACUGUGCCCAAGAAAAAAGUCGGAAAACACCACUUAUGUGACUCGACAGAGCCGCAGAAAGGUAUGUCCAAGAAGAGUAAGACAAUUCAGCCUACACUGAGUUGUAAUGUUUACAACAUGAGCGGCCGUGUUGUAUCAGAUAUCAAUUGUAUAUCCGAUACAACACGGACGCGAAUGUUGUAAACAACUUAAAAAACGACUCAUCUUAUGAGUUCAUUGGCGAAGUAAUUUUAAAAAUAAAUUUUGUCUAAGCCGAGAAAAUCAAUGUUAAAAUUUAUGUAAAUCAACAUGAAUCUGUAUCACAUAUACAGAUACGACACGCUUAUGGAUUUUUCUUUGUGUUUUCUUCAUGAAUUAUUAAUGAGUUUUUUAAUACUGGAAAGAAAAACAAAAGAGAACGGGGAAAAGAAAGAAAUUGGUGGCUCUUCUGAAAAAACUAGCCUUAAAGAAAAGAAAGAAGAACCUAAAAGCUUGAAACCAAUUGAAGUGCAUGAUUUUCAUUUUGGUAAUAAAAAUAUUAAUAGUCAAUCAUCCAGCUCCAGCAGCUCUUUGUCCUCGUCAUCACUAGUAUCAUUUUCCAAUGUUGGCAAUUCACUUAGGCUAUGUGCUUCCACUUCAAACUCUUCUAACACUUCAAGUUCUUCAAAUGAAGAUGAAAUCAUCAAGGACUCAUGUUUUGAAUACUUCAAGAGAGAGUCAAAAGGGAGGAACUAUGUCCGAUGCAAUUUAUGCCAUAAGCAAAAGGCAACAGCUAAAGCAUUUAGGAACUCGAAGAGAAUUCCAGCUAUAUGCACUUUGGAGGGAACCAUCCCACGGAAAGUGAUCUUCAUUCAUCACCUGGAAAGUGAAAUGCACAAAAAGGCUGUUGAAGCUAAAAAAAUAUCACACUUUAGUUCACCAGAAAAAGUUGGGAAAACGCAAUUGGGUAGCAUAAUAAACAAAUCGAAUGCUCGGUUGAAGAAUAAAGUGGCUGGGUUAAUGAUCAACUUGUUUAACGAUGCAAAAAAGCUAACCCUUUCAGCUUGGAGCUGGCCUUCAAGAGAAGUUGCAAAUAUGAUGUCAAUUGCAGUUGAUGUAAACACAAGAUUUUGAGACAUUUGGCCCUUCUAAUUCAACAUUACAAUAUGUCACAUCAACUCAGCACAAUAACUUCUUAAGCUGUAUUGUUCUGGCUGACAAAACCAGAAUCAACGCAAAAAUAGAGAACAGCUUGGCGCUAUCAUUAAGAUGCGAUUCUUCAGUUGAUAGGAGGAGAAUCGACAACUGUCAUGUUCUUGCAAAUAUUAUAGAUCAAGAUGGCAAGCCAGAACUACUGUUUUUGGGUCUCGACGAACCAAAAGCUAGAGGGACACCAGGGUACGUUCAGGCUGUAAACGAUGCAGUUAAUCUAACAUCAAGUUGGUCUGAUGUAGCAAGUAAAAUGACAUUUAUUGUAACAGACAGGACAAAUUUGAACACAGGAGAUAAAACUAGUCUCUGGGCAUCCUUAACAUUGGAGCGCAAAGCAUAUGGUUUGCCAUUGUUAAUGGUUUGGUGUAUUGCCCAUCGAACUGAUCUUGCAUGGAAAGCAGUAUCAAAUAAUGUUUCCCGAGGUGAAGUUUCUUUUCUCUACAAUAGUUGCAAUUGCAUCAUAUUUCCAUUCCUCAGGAGUUCGAUCUAG